AACAUACACACAGUACACAAUUAUAACUAUAUACCUAUUAUUUUUACUUCCUCGUUCUUCAUAAAGAGGGCGCUCUGGAACGUUUAGUCUAGAUCUAGACUAGAAAAUGUAAACAAAGCAACAAGGAUACGACGUUUCACGUUUUAUGUAAUUUCAUAAUUUUGAAGGUACCUGGGCUUAUUUUGACAUAAUUAUAAGCAAUUGUUGAUGUUGGACGGCUGCCGCGGCGUCAAGGACAAUCGCAAUAAGAAUGGCUAACAACACUCAUUCGAAGACAAAAGAUAGUAGGCUCCAAGGUGGAAUUGUAGAUCAUUUGUGGCUCAUGUUUGAGAAAAGCAUGAACACAGACCUCACAAUUGUAGUAAGGGGCAAUCAUCAGAAUCAACAGGCGUUGAAAGUCUUCCGGUGCCAUAAAUUGGUUAUGGGGAGGCUGUCUAAAUUGUUUGACGGAGAACACAUGUCACAAGUGAAUUUGACAGUGUCGGAUGACACAGACCCUAAAGCUUUUCUCGUUGUAAUUAGGUAUGCUUACACAGAUAUGCUGGUGUUGACAACUGUCGAGGAGGCCAUUCCAAUCCACAAAGUAGCGUGUAGCUGCGAAAUGCACCAGUUGAAAAAAGAUUUAGAAGCUUUCAUGCUGAAGACAGCAAACAAGGAAAGUGUGUGGAAUCUCCUUAGCUACUCAAACAGAGGAGUCAACCUAACUGAAUGGGCACAAUCGUGUCUUGCUCAAGAAACAAAGGCCUGUUUGCAAAUACCCAAGUUUCUAUCCUGCAGCCAGUCAACUCUUCAAAUUUUGCUCAGCCUGCAGCAACUUGAUGUCACCGAACUGGAGCUGAUUCAGGCGGUCAUUCGUUGGACCCAGCACAACAACAAGGGGCGCCCUCUUGAACCAAAAUCCUCCAAGGAGCUCCUUGGUCUCUGCCUCAACCACUUGCGAUUCCUCUGCCUCACCCCAGCUGAGUUUUCAAGGCAUGUGGCCCAAAGUGGUCUCAUUUCAAAGGAGGACGCCCUGAUGGUGCUCAUCAACUUGAACACCGGCGAUGAAGCUGUUUUGCCACCUUACGUCUGCAAGAUUCGCACUCCAAGGCAAGAGUCGGGUCAUUCUGAUCCUGUGUCACGCCUGUUGAAGGAGAAAAAUAAGGACACAGAAAGUCCCAUUGCAGCGAAAAAGAUAAAAAUAGAGCAAGAGGAGCCAACAGUUCCUCUGGCUUGGGAGGAUGAAGCAAGUGACACCAACAAGGAAAAGCUCAACGAGUCCGAGGUUUUUUGCUACAGGCGCAUUGAUCAAAAAUUUGUCCACCUUCCUCAAAUUUUCAGAACUCCUAAAAAUGUUCGCAUGGAUUUGAAGAUCUCCAAGAGAGCUGCUUUAGUAGGCUUUAAAUUAGAAACACAGUUCAAGUUGUUGCGUAAUGCCAAUGCCACUGAAUCCAGCACAUACAAAGAGAGCAUAUGCAUUGAUGUGAAAGGGAAUGCGACACUCACACAAGCUGCGUGUUACAGUGGCCCAGCAAACUAUGACGGACACUUAGAUAUUCGUUUUAAAAGACCUUUGAAGCUAGAAGCAGAUGUGUGGUACUCAAUUUAUUUUGAUAUGCGCUGUCCUGGAUUUUACAAAAAUUACGUGAGGCAAAAUUUGGUGUACACAAAAGGUGUAGAAGUGAAGUUUAACAGGGACAAAAACUGUACACAUAGUGCAAAUCCAAUUAUGGCGGCUAUUUUGAGCUUUAAUUGAGUCUGAUAAGACAAACAAUCAAAAUGACAACUUUGUCAAAAACAAUGCAUUUAUCUAAGAUUUUUUUUGAGCAAAAAAAUGAAUCAAUAAAUUUGAAGGUUGCAAAA
Molecule: messenger RNA, 1842 nt
Organism: Neocloeon triangulifer
Lineage: Eukaryota; Metazoa; Arthropoda; Insecta; Ephemeroptera; Baetidae
Product: BTB/POZ domain-containing protein 6-like
Exons: 5
Coding region: 251-1735 (494 amino acids)
Biological process (GO): neurogenesis
Cellular component (GO): P-body; cytosol
Molecular function (GO): protein binding
Source: RefSeq, a predicted model, not a curated record